AUGACAACAAAGUGAGAAUAGAUUCAGUAGUUUUUAGAAUCGGAGAAGGGUAGUCCAAUCUAAUUUAUAGUGUAGUACGAACAAUUCGCAAAGUUUCGUUUCGUUUCGUUUAUAUUGUUUUUGUUUUUGUUUUUGUUUCGGUUUUCAUUUUCUUUUCCCGAUUUGAUUUGAUUCGAUUCCGAUUCCUAUUCAGAUUCGAAUUCAGAUUUAAUUCGUUUUGUAUACAAAUAAGGUGCAGAUCACACGAGGAGAACAUUUGCACAACUUGAGAUUAGGAAACGCCGCUGAAACUAAUAAUAAACGAAGGCGAAAAUGGGAAGCCGUUGCCAAACUCAUCAGUUCAAUCCCAGGAACUGUUGCCUGUUUUACCUGUUGCUGCUUGCAACCGUGACCCACGGCAUUGAAUAUACGGUGCCCGAUGUGUUUGGUACUAUUACGAAUGUGGGUUCCAGCAUCAUCAGUCCAAAGCUAUUGCCAACGCCGCAGGGCCUGCUCGAGGGAAGCAAGAAUCUUAUAGCCGGCUAUCCCCUUGAGUAUGUCUCUAGCUCCAUCAACUAUCUGUGCUCGCAGGCGCUAAGUUCAAACAAGAUCAGGUCAAAAUUCACACCGGACAUUAAACAGAUGAAUUUUCAGUUGCGUACCCACUGCGGCAAAACUGAUUUUCCACUGCUUCAAGCUGAAACUAUGUGGCACAGUCCACAAUUUGAUAAAAAUAAAAAUGUUGUCAUACUUGCUACCGGCUGGACGACCACCAUCAAUGAUACGGAUACUAUUGAGGAAUUUGCCAAGGCCUACAAUUGUCGCGGAGAUGUUAAUUUUGUGGCUGUGGAUGCUGCCAAAUACGUGGAUACCCUGUACACGUGGUCAGCUUUCAACACGGAUGACCUUGGCGAGAGCAUUGCACGGGGGCUGGUGAAGUUGUUGGAUGUGGUCAGUGUUGAAAAAAUACAUUUAAUCGGUCAUAGUCUUGGAGCGCAUAUUGUGGGUGCGGCUGGUCGCUAUCUGCAGAUGUAUAGCGGGAAAACAGUACCACGCAUCACCGGGCUUGAUCCGGCCAAGCCGUGCUUCAACGAGGGCGAAGUUCUGUCGGGCUUGCAACGCGGAGAUGCACUCUUCGUUGAUGUGAUACACAGCAAUCCGGGUGUGCUUGGAAAACGAGAUCCUAUGGGCGAUGUGGACUUUUAUCCGGGCGGUACUGAUCCCUUGAAACCUGGCUGCCUGACGGUGCCGUGUGCACACUCUCGCGCCUGGGAAUACUUCGCGGAGACAAUAUAUCCAGGCAACGAGCGCAACUUUAUGGCCACACGUUGCGGUUCGCUGACGAAGCUGCGCGAUGGCCUUUGUCCUGGCCAGCAAUUUCCCAUGGGCUGGGCCGUGCCGCACACCCUUAAGGGCAGCUACUUCCUCGAAGUCAAUGCCAACAAGCCCUAUGGCAAGCAGUCAUCUGGAGUACGUGCACCACGGCUCGCUAAUUGCGGACUCUGCUAAAGGAAACAGAGGCAUCAUUUUAUUUUUUUUGUCCAAUGCACUUCAAAUUGGAGUUGGAUUGUAAUAUCAAAUUUACAUUACUUACAAACUAAUGCUUAAGAUGAUAUAAUACAUGGCGAUGGAUGUUUCGAAACCCAAUAGCAAUCCGAUUAUCCGAUUGGAAGUUAUUACGUAUCGACAUGCUUAAUCCAAAUAUAAAUUCACAUACAUACACACAAUUAUAUUAAA
Drosophila grimshawi is the source of this 1716-nucleotide messenger RNA. Its product is annotated as vitellogenin-1. The coding region runs from base 313 to 1488 and encodes 391 amino acids. Gene Ontology annotation, biological process: lipid metabolic process. Gene Ontology annotation, molecular function: lipase activity. The record is from RefSeq and is a predicted model, not a curated record. Lineage: Eukaryota; Metazoa; Arthropoda; Insecta; Diptera; Drosophilidae. The transcript has 4 exons.